GAGAGAGAGAUAAAUCGCCCUCUACACAACUGUUGCUCUAAUCCUUCUUGAGAGGAUAGGCUUAGUAAAACUACAGGUUGGAGACGCUGCUGCAGCCAUAUUGAACAGACAUUUUGUAAAAAAAGAUUGUUCUUUUUUUAUUUGAUGACCAUAUUCUAAUGACCAUUUAGCCUACUAAAUAUUUUUACAACUAACUUUGAAACGUAUUGUCGUCGAAGUCACUGGAUUAAUCAGUAGGCUAAUAAAUUGUAAUGGUCUAAUUUGGUAACCGUUUUCUUAGUAGUUGUAAAUGAGAAUAUAUCGCUUUUUGAUAGUUCAGAUAUUGUGACAGUGACAACACAGUUUUGAAGAUGAAGGACCGAUUGGAACAGUUGAAGGCGGUAAGCUUUGUCAUUCUGUACACUUGUUCGUGUUUUCUUGGCCUUGCUUGCUAUUAGUUUAAUAUAGAACCGUUGCUAAUCAUAUAGAAUUGUAUAAAAGGGAUGGGGGACGUAUCUGAUUUACUCAUUUGUUUUUGGGGACCUAUCUGAUUUACUCAUUUGUUUUCAGGCACUAGAUGCGGUUGGUCCACAACAUUCGAUCAGCUGUUUGAUCCCAUUUUCAGGCCUAGAAAAGCGGAAAUAGAAAUAGCCUAGUUGAACACUGGGAUAAUAAACAUUAGAGCAUGAAGUUAUUCUAGGAAGUAGGUAGGCUUAAUUGGGGUGUGAUGAUAUUUAGGCUGUACACUUGUUUAUUGGUGGUGCGUUACAAAUGGAGGAGGAUGGAUACAGAGAGAGGAACAAAAGGGUUGAUUUAAGGAAAGAUUACAAAUGUUUUCUCCUAAUUUCCUGCACCUCUUCCAAGGUCUCAAGGUCAUCCAUGUAGGCCUUAUUGUGUCUGGUAAAAAAAUGAACGUUAUAGUGGAUUCAAAAACACAUUGUUUCAGUGAUGGAAGAACCGCUAAAAAACCUGUGAGUGUGAUUAUCUAACCACAAACUCACCACCACAACAACUCUGGCUGUCUGUGUGUGUGUGUGUCAACAGAAAAGUGAUGUGCCUGGGGACGAUGUGGAGAUUCCAGUGGAGAACCAAGCCUUUAUGGAUGACUUCUUCGCCCAGGUAUUUCUGACCAUACUCCUGAUGUGUGUGUGGGUUUGUGUGUGUGGGCGCGUUCACCAUACUGUGUGUGUGUGUGUGUGUGUGUGUUUGUGUUUGUGUGUUUGUUUGUGUGUGUGUGUGUGUGUUUGUGUGCAUGUAUGUUCACCAGUGUGUCAUCAUUGCCUGUCUCUGUCUCAGAUUGAGGAGAUUCGCAGCAGCAUUGAUAAGAUAGAUGAGAGUGUGGCGCAAGCAAAGAAGCUGUACUCUACCAUCCUCUCCGCCCCUACAUCAGAUCAGAGUAAACAUCAGCAUUCAAUCCCUCUCUCUCUCUGUCCCCCUCUCUCUCCUUCACUCUCUCUCUCUCUUCAUCUCUUUGUUAUCUCACCCCACUUUCUUUCCCUUUCUUUCCAUUCCAUAUUUUUCAUCGUUUGUGGCUUGUUGAUACUUCUAUGUUACAACCACUCUUUUUUGUCUUUCACUGUGCUCACCAGAGAUUCAAGAUGAUUUGGAGGCAGUCACCAACGACAUCAAGAAAGCAGCCGGCACCGCUCGCAACAAACUCAAGAGUCGGUCCUUCCUGCCCCUAUAAAUAUUAGACGCACCAUAUCUUACCCAUAGUCUUUCUGACAACCAACCGUAUUCUGACGACCAACACAAUUAUCAUUCAAUUGUAUAAACUUAGUUUUUGUGUCAAGAUAACGUGUUUUUGAAUGCCAUCUACUGCAAUACCGUAGUAAUUAUUUGUUGUUGUCGAUGGCCGUAGUCAUGGUAAUGGUGGCGCGUUCCAUCCCUGGCAGGUAUCGAGAAGCAACUUGAGACAAACACAGAGGAACGGUCGUCAGCAGACAUGAGGAUACGGAAGUCCCAGGUAACCCUUAAGAAACAAACUAACCUCAACCAAACCCUUAACUCUAUCGGUUUGCACGUCAAUCAUGUCCCCUUCGUUUUUUCCUGUUGGAAACCGGGGUUGGAGACUCGGGUUCCCUCCCCACUGAUUACCAUAACAACCCCUGUACCCACUUCCACCUUUUCCCAGCAUGCCAUCCUGGCCAAGAAGUUUGUGGAGGUGAUGACCAAGUACAACGAGGCUCAGACGGACUUCAGAGACAAGAGCAAAGGCCGCAUCGCCCGGCAGCUGGAGAUCAGUGAGUCUGAUGCCUAUGAUGCUUCAUAACCAUGCCAUAACCAUGCCAUAACCAUGCCAUAACCAUGUCAUAACCAGUCAUAGAGACAAGAUACCUGGUAUAACUGCGGCCAGGGUUCAAUUGUCAGGAAAAAAUCCAGGCCCAAGUUGCAUUAAGUCGUAGACAGGAGUGCAUGUUUCAACCUAUCACAGAUAGACUCAAGCUAAUACAGUGCUCUUUACCAGUUCAAAUACUUAGAAAAUCCUUUCAAAUACUUUGAACGUUUGCUUGAAUCUGCCUGGAGUUGGGCAGGGUUUGCAGUUUUGGGACUUUUCUUUUCUGGUGUAUUAAGCCAGGCAAGCACAAAUAGACACAGAUAAAGUAUUUGAAAUAUUUAAGUAUUUGAAACCCAGAUCUGCUGUUGACGGAAUGUAUUAGUAUAUUCUGUGCCAGCAUUAAGGGCCUGUUAUUAAAACCCUUUCAUACAUGUUAUUAACCCUUUUCUGUGAACUCUCCACUCCACAGCGGGAAAAGUAACGACCGACGAGGAGCUGGAGGAGAUGUUGGAAGGAGGAAACGCAGCCGUCUUCUCCGCAGGGGUAAUUCUGUGUGUGUGUGUGUGCGUAUGUGUGCAUGUGUACAAGCGAGAAUGGCUUGUGAGUGUGUGUAUGUGCAUGCUUGCGAGUGUGGGAGUUAAACCAUUGUGUAUAUCCUUUCCUAGUGUGGGUGUUAAACCGUUGUGUAUAUCCUCUCCUAUAUGGGUGUUAAACCGUUGUGUAUACCCUCUCCUAGUGUGGGUGUUAAACCGUUGUGUAUAUCCUCUCCUAGUGUGGGUGUUAAACCGUUGUGUAUAUCUUCUCCUAGUGUGGGUGUUAAACCGUUGUGUAUAUCCUCUCCUAGUGUGGGUGUUAAACCGUUGUGUAUAUCUUCUCCUAGUGUGGGUGUUAAACCGUUGUGUAUAUCCUCUCCUAGUGUGGGUGUUAAACUGUUGUAUAUAUCCUCUCCUAGUGUGGGUGUUAAACCGUUGUGUAUAUCCUCUCCUAGUGUGGGUGUUAAACCGUUGUGUAUAUCCUCUCCUAUGUGUUUUGUAGAUCAUGGAGUCGGGCAUAUCGAAGCAGGCAUUGAAUGAGAUCGAGGCACGGCACAAAGACAUUGUGAGGCUGGAGAGCAGCAUCAAAGAGCUUCAUGACAUGUUUGUGGACAUUGCUAUGCUGGUGGAGAACCAGGUAACCCUUCACACCUUUAAGGCUGUAUCCCAAAUGGAACCCUAUUCCCUACAUAGUGCACUGCUUUUGACCGCUGUUUGUGUGUGCUUCACCCAACACUCCGCUCCGCCCACCCCCUUCAAAGGGCAGUAUGAUUGACAAGAUUGAGAACAACAUGGACCAAUCGGUGGGCUUCGUAGAGCGGGCGGUUGCCGACACCAAGAAAGCAGCCAAAUUUCAGCAGGAGGCCCGUAGGGUGAGUGGGGCUGAAACCAUAGAAUUAGGAUGAGUAGAAUGGCCGUCCCCAUUCAGGUCAAUGAUGCCAUAAUAGGGGAUUCUAUUUCUACGGCUGAAACGUCCUGUUUAUAGGUCCACUCCAGACCCUAGACCUAUUACCUAUCACCUUUGUUCAUACAGGAGAAGGGAUACAUUGGCUUCGUCCCAAAUGGCACCCUAUUACCUUCAUAGUGCGUUACUUUUGAAAGUACUGCACUAUACAGGGAAAAGGGUGCCAUUUGGGACACACAGUAAAUAUACUGUCUUGCUACAGGGGGUUCAGCAUUCUCACUGAUGCAAAGAAUCUCUUAAAACUUCAGAACCUACAAUGGCACAUUUAGUGUCUAAAUAUUUAUCUUGGGUUAUGUUUUCUCUAUGCUCAGGUCAAUUUCCCUUUCAUUUUUCUCAUUUUUUUCUUGUUCUCUUUCUUCUCUCCCUUCCCUUCUUUGUUUCCUUAUAUUUCUUCCUCCUCCACUUCCUCCUCUGUGUCCUUUUCCUCUCUCGCAUCCUCUGUCUUUCUUUGCCUCUUUCUUUCUGUCUUCCGCCCUUUAGAAGCAGAUGAUGAUCAUGUGUUGCUGUAUCAUUCUCUGUGUCAUCGGCGGGUCCUUCCUCUACAGCUUUAUCAAAUAG
Coregonus sp. 'balchen' is the source of this 4312-nucleotide messenger RNA. The record is from the annotation of a GenBank genome assembly. NCBI's taxonomy places the organism in Eukaryota, Metazoa, Chordata, Actinopteri, Salmoniformes, Salmonidae.